Gloeophyllum trabeum ATCC 11539 is the source of this 450-nucleotide messenger RNA. RefSeq lists its product as uncharacterized. The transcript has 4 exons. The record is from RefSeq and is a predicted model, not a curated record. Gene Ontology annotation, molecular function: transmembrane transporter activity. Lineage: Eukaryota; Fungi; Basidiomycota; Agaricomycetes; Gloeophyllales; Gloeophyllaceae. The coding region runs from base 1 to 450 and encodes 149 amino acids. Gene Ontology annotation, cellular component: membrane.
AUGUUGAUUGGUCUGAAUCACACCGCGCAGAAGGGUGUCCUCUUGUUCGCGUCAUAUCUGAUCGGAACAUUCGGGAGCGCUUUGUCAUCAGUAUACGCCUAUAAUGCGAGUAAUACCAGCGGCCAUACUAAGAAAUCCACCAUCAACGCCAUGACGCUCUUUACCUUCAGUAUCGGGAAUAUCAUUGGGACCGAGAUCUUUCAACCGAAGGAUGCUCCUGACUACAUUCCGGGAAAGACUGCUAUUAUGGUCCUGCUCAUCGUGCAACUCGGUGUCUCCUUCUUGCUUCGCUGGAUCAAUAUUCGGUUGAACAAGCGCAGGCAAGUGCGACUGCAGGAGGAGAAAAUCAGGCGAGGCUGGACGGACGAAGAUCUGCAGAAGGAGCGGGAGCGACACGCGUUCGCCGACUUGACCGAUAAACAGAAUAUAUUCUUUGUGUACACGAUCUAG